GCAUAAUCAUCGACGGUCACUCUCGUCGUCAAAUAGGCGCGGCGACACGGACAAAUGUUCCCUGUACAAGGCCGCUAGCUCGCCGUACAACUUUAUUAUCUGUUCGAAUUAUUGCUCCCCACAUCUGCAGUAUUGAUCAUGCUGAGCUCGGCGGCUAUUCCGACCUAUUUAGUAGUUCUCUUCUUAAUUCCAGGCACAUUUUCCCAAAAUGAAUUAUUUUACCGAAGUGAAACAUACUGUCGUCGGUUUGUUCCACCUAUGAUUACUUCAGCUUUGGGCUUGUGUACGUAUCCGUGUCUUUUAUUGUCUAACGAUCAACCCCCAAAAAUUCUGGUGAUCUCGGAGCCAGACGGAACUGUUUGCAAGAUCUAUAACAGAUUUCUGCAAACUCCGCAGGCUAGUGAAUGCCGAGCAGGGUUCUGCCAAGAAACGCAGGAUUACGGCAUAAAGAAGCGGAUGAAGAGGGACGUCAGCACCCCCGUAUCUUCCAGUCAACAAAAUAGUUCUGCUGCCCAGAAACAAUUGAGCAGUAGGCGUGGCUCGGAAAAGCCAAAGAUUUCACGAAGACAGCGAAUUGAGGAGAGGAGAAGACAGAUGUGGGCUGGUUGUGAUUGCGCUAACAUGAGGGGAUUAUUCAUUGACAUGAGUUAUCCACGAAGCGCCUUAAGCAUAGGAAGGAGCGGUAGAAGAGGACGGCGCUGUAAAGUAGGUUGCCGAGUUAUAUGUAUUUUCCUUAUUAACAGAUACAAGCACGACCCGAAGUGGGCCAACCUUUUUGAAGCUGCUAUCGGCACUUCGCCAGGGGGCAAUACAGGUAAUAACACUAUCAGCAAUCAAACAGGUACCACAACGAGCAGGAUAAAUGCAGUUGGUCCCAAUUCGGGAUCGAGGUUUGUUGGAGUAAAUGGCUCAGGUUCAAUUGGAAGUGCCGGGACAGGAUUGACGAGUAAUCAACCCACCGGACCACCUCCUGCCGCAGGUGCUCAUAACGGUGCCAGUGUCAUUAACGCUGGUGGUGGGAGCGGCGGAGGCAGUACCACAAGUGAAAAUACCGGUUCCAAGAAUGUUGGCUCUGCUAGUACCAGUAUCAAUGGGGGGACAUCGGCUAUUGCAUCGACUACUUCAGGCGUUAUGACCAUCGGCGUGUCGUCAGGAGGCAAUGGACAAAAUGGUAGUAGCAGAAACGGCCCUGUUGUCAGUGCCCAGAUGCCCCCCGCUGGUGGUGGUGGUGGUGGUAUAUCAGCGGGUGGUCUCAGGGUCUCUGGCAGUGAAAGUGGUAGCAGCACUACUAGCAGUAGAAAUAUUAAUGGACAUCCUCUCCAAAAUACUGGAAUAUCGGGUGUUACCGCUCCAUCAUCUGACACCACCAGUGCUAGUUCAAGCCAACGAGGCACACAUAGCCCGGAUAUUGGUAGUGUUGGCGGCGGCUUAAGCGAAGGAGUUGGCACAGAGUCCCUAAGGAAGAACGGCAGUGAUAUCAAUACCAGCGAAUCAUUAAUAAACGGCUCCAAUGGCCAUCUUAAACCGAAAGUCGAAAAUGCUGCUGGUGCCAGCACCAUGACUUCUCGUGGAACUGGCAGUGGCAAUAGCAUUCCUGUCGGCAAUCAAACGGUCGGUAAUGGUGCGCUAGGAGCAGACACUGGCGGACUACCCAGGCAACUAAGUGCUGGCUCUCCUACGAGCACAGUGGCAGGUGGGCCAGAAAAUGCCGGUGGUUUAAGCCCUGCUACCUCCAGCUCUGUUAGUAAAGUCGGAACUAGUUCUCUUGGAAGCGGAUACGGGGCACGGCCUAUUUCUGGGAGCAAUAUACCAGUCAAUUUCGGUGGUGCUUACGGUACUGGGGCAAAUGGCUUUGGUAGCACUGACAGUCGACCAUUGGGCCCAGCUGGUGGCGCAUAUAGUGGAAUGAGCCCAGGCUAUGGAAACACUGGAAGCUUUGGGAAUAUGCCGGGCGUGCAGCCAUAUGGCGGGGCCGGUCGUUAUGGUAAUAAUGCACGCUUCCCCGGAGACUUCGGUAUCUACGAGGAUGAUAUCUUCUUUCAAGAUUAA
Molecule: messenger RNA, 2049 nt
Organism: Rhipicephalus sanguineus (brown dog tick)
Lineage: Eukaryota; Metazoa; Arthropoda; Arachnida; Ixodida; Ixodidae
Exons: 6
Coding region: 139-2049 (636 amino acids)
Source: RefSeq, a predicted model, not a curated record